Molecule: messenger RNA, 2588 nt
Organism: Haliotis rufescens (red abalone)
Lineage: Eukaryota; Metazoa; Mollusca; Gastropoda; Lepetellida; Haliotidae
Product: probable UDP-sugar transporter protein SLC35A4
Exons: 10
Coding region: 128-1120 (330 amino acids)
Biological process (GO): pyrimidine nucleotide-sugar transmembrane transport
Cellular component (GO): Golgi membrane
Molecular function (GO): pyrimidine nucleotide-sugar transmembrane transporter activity
Source: RefSeq, a predicted model, not a curated record
CUGCGAGGUGGCUCAUAGUCGUAUCAGUCGGUGUGACAGAUGGCACAGACAUAUGUUCCGCGUGUUUAUCAGUGUAGGGUAAAGGGUUGAUGCAGCACGCGUGGAGCUCGAUGCAAUUCGUUACACAAUGGCACAGGAGUCAAAGAAAGUGGAGUCGGUGUGUGUGUCUUUCAUCAGCGAUGACAAACAUGUGUUCAGGCUCCUGCUAUGGGGAAUUCUACUGGUCACUGAGGUGUUCAUCUACAGCUCGUACACUAUUCUGGCGCAUCUGUGUCUAGUGGAUGGGAAACUGCCGUUCAGGUCGUCGUCCGUUGUCUUCUCCACGGAGGUCCUCAAGAUUGUCUUGUCGAUAGCAAUGAUGUUGCCCGAACUGGGUCGAGGUGACAUCACAAUGCCGUCACUGCCCAACUGUAUCCCAUUCGUUGUUCCAGCCGUGCUGUACUGUAUCAACAACAACCUCAGUGUUUACAUGCAGGUUCAGAUGGACCCCACCACCUACCAGAUCUUGGGGAACACGAAGGUGGCAACCACGGCAAUCCUGUACAGGAUCAUUAUACAACGGAAGCUGAGCGGUGUGCAGUGGAUAUCCCUGGGAGUUCUCAGCAUAUCCGGCAUCUUAGACAGCUAUGGCGGUAUGCAGAACAAGGCCUCUGUCUGGUCAGGAGAGAUACACCUAACAGUUACGGGGCUUCUCAUGAUGUGCGCCUACUGUUGGAUAUCAGGCCUCGCCGGUGUCUACACGGAAUACAUAUUAAAGAAACAAUAUGAGACAUCCCUCCACGUUCAGAAUACCCUGUUGUACACAUUCGGCAUCGUCCUGAACGGGGGAGUGUGGGCCGUGCAGGAGGCAGUGAGCGGCAAGGAAGGGGAGAGACGUUUGAAUCUGUUCGAAGGCUUCACGUUCAAGACGUGGGCAAUAGUUGUGUCCUUGGCCUUCAACGGGCUGAUAAUGUCGGCCAUCAUGAAGCACGGCAGCAACAUCACACGUCUCUUCAUCAUCUCCUGCGCCAUGUUGGUGACGACUCUACUCUCUGUCGCCAUCUUCCAGUUGGCCCUGAACAUGUAUUAUAUCUUGGCGUUUAUCUUGGUCGUUGUAGCCUUGUACAUGUAUCACAGAUGAUACUCUUUCUAUAUGAAGUACGAUAAAAGAUGAUGGACUUAUCAAGUCCUUGUUGCGUUUGCGUAAAGCUGUUGUGAAUAUGAGUGAGUGUGGUUUUACGCCGCUUUUAGCAAUAUUCCCGCAAUAUCAAGACGGGGGACACCAGAAAUGGGCUUCAAUCAUUGUACCCAUAUCGGGAAUCGUACAAGGGUCUUCGGCGUGAUGAGCGAAAGCUUUAACCAAUAGGCUACCCAACCGCCCCUACGUGAAUAUGAAGUACAUUAUGUUCAUGUAUAUGCUGUCUAUAUGUUAAUACUGUAUUAGAGCUCCAGGCCAGAUUGGAGUACACUCUUGUUGUUGUCGUUUCAUCCUCCUCAUUAUUCCGCCGUUUCUUAAUCUGUUAGCAGUGGUCCUUUUCUGUCCCAUCUUUCUGGUAGGCCUCAGAGGAAAGGGCAUAUAAAUUAUAAAUGAGUGAGUGAGUGAGUAUGGUUUUACGCCGCUUUUAGCAAUAUUCCAGCAAUAUCACGGCGGGGGACACCAGAAAUGGGCUUCACACAUCGUACCCAUGUCGGGAAUCGAACCCGGGUCUUCGGCGUGACGAGCGAACGCUUUAACCACUAGGCUACCCGACCGCCUAAAUUAUAAAUGACUCAUUUGAAGAAACAUAGCUUGGUCUAUUGCAUCGGAACCACUCAUCCAAUAACUGUCAAGCUUUGGUCGUUGGUCACGUCGUUUGGCUGCUAUGUUGGUUUCAAGGUUUUCUACAAAUGUACAUCCAACCAUCAAAACUAACGUUUAACAUUUUCGGAAACGUCUCACAGCUACUAACUGUGAUCUUUGUUUCGUAUACAAAAUAAUCAUACUUGGUAUUUCUCAUCAGGAAUUGAAUAGAAAACUUGAAAUGUCUGCAGGAGGGAUCAACUUCAGAUCAGGGUUGGCAGUUAUGUCGCAUUUACACUUUCGCCCAUAUUUCAGGUACAUGUCUCACUGAGGUUUCUCACCUAAAAUCACUGUUUGAUUGUUUCCAAUCUUUCCACAAAGGUUUUCAAAGGUUCUGCAGGGAGAACAAUGAAACUUAUGUGCAUAAUUGUAACGAAUCAACAUAAGAUGUUGCACUUUUUUCUUGAGUGGGUCAUAUUUGAUUAAUAUUUCAUCUGAAAUAAAAAUGCAAAUUCCGCUUAUUAAUACUGAAUAAAGCGUCUGUUAUAUAUGCGAAUACCUCCCAUUACUGCCCUCAGACUGUCGAAGUCUCUUUGAUACAAGCAAGCAGGAACCGGGAAUUAUUUGCUAUGGUUGUCAAUUACUGUAAACGUAUGUUACUUUCAUUCGAAAGAGAAACUUUUUUGGUUGCUUCGAAUGUACAGGUACAGUCAUCCAAUGAAAUAGGCCGUACUUCAUGAACUAGGUAAUGGAGGCCGCUAAAGUACAAGUAAAGUUGACAACUGAUUAAUUGAUUUGUGUAUGUGGAAGGAUGAAGUGCAGAUUAAAA